Messenger RNA from Struthio camelus australis, 885 nucleotides. The record is from RefSeq and is a predicted model, not a curated record. Lineage: Eukaryota; Metazoa; Chordata; Aves; Struthioniformes; Struthionidae.
UCGGCAGUGGGGCAGCAGUGACGCUGGCUGAUCUCUCCCCGCAGUGUCCAAGAUCUGCACCCAGUGCGAGAUGGAGCACAAGGCGGACGGCAUGAUGGAGCAGAUGUGCUCCAGUGACUUCGUGGUGAAGAUGCGCAUCAAGGAGGUGACGGAGGAGAACGGGGAACGGCGCCUCGUGGCCGCCCAGAAGAAGAAGGUGCUGAAGCUGGGCCCGCUCAAGCGCAAGGACACCAAGAAGAUGGUGCUGCACAUGAGGAACGCGGGCACCUGCCCCUGCCCCCAGCUCAACAGCCUCAGCGGCAGCUUCCUGGUGAUGGGCCGCAAGGUGGGCGGGCGCCUGCUCCUCCUCGCCAUCUACCCCUGGCAGAAGCACAACAAGGAGAUGAAGUUCGCCGUCAAGUUCAUGUUCUCCUACCCCUGCCCGCUGUACCAUCCCCUGCUCUACGGGGCCGGGCAGCGCUAGAGCCCUGCCUGCCUCGUCCCAGGACUCCUGCCCUCACCAAUGGGUCCAGAGCACCGACCCUGCUCUGCACCCCCAGGACCCUUGGUUGCAUCUAGGACCCCUGGCUGCACCCCUGGGACCCCUGCUCUUCACCCCUGGGAUUCCCAGCUGCGUUCGUGGGAGCCUAGAUCUGCACCCUGGCCACACCUGAGAGCCCUGCUCUGCACCCUUGGGACCCCUGCCCACAACCAGGAGCUUUGGCUGCUCCCAGGACCCUUGAACCACAUCCUUGAGAGCCCAGCUCUGCACCAGAGACUCUUGGCUGCCCCGACACCCCUGCCUGGCACACCGGCUCCCCUGCCCUGCAUCCCGACGUCAUGCCCCAACCCCUCAGCCUUCCCAUAUUCCCACUCCAGCCCCCUGAGCAUCCCAUGUCCCCCUGC